AUGGCAGUAAUGGUUGUUGCUGCUAAUGCCAAUGGAUAUGGCAGACGUGGAGGCUGGGGUGGUGGUAUGGGUGGUAUUAGUGGAAGUAUUGGAGGUGGUAUAAGUGGUAGCAUUGGAGGGGGUGGCCUAGGCGGUGGACUUGGUGGAUUUGGCGGAGGACUAGGCGGAGGAGGAUUUGGUGGUGGACUAGGAGGAGGAUUCGGAGGAAGAUUAGGUGGAGGAUUAGGUGGAUUAGGAAGCAGUGCAUCACUCAGUGCCAGUCUUGCUGCUCGUCUAGCCCUUUCAAGUGGUGGUCGUGGUGGUGGAUUUGGCGGAGGUCUCGGUGGUGGAUUCCGUGGCGGUGCUGGAGGUGGUUUUGGUGGAAGAAUUGGCGGAGGAAUUGGUGUUAGUGGUGGAUUUGGCAAAAGGAGAUACAGAAGAAGCGCAAGCUUUAACUACAACUACUAA
Molecule: messenger RNA, 447 nt
Organism: Mytilus californianus (California mussel)
Lineage: Eukaryota; Metazoa; Mollusca; Bivalvia; Mytilida; Mytilidae
Exons: 4
Coding region: 1-447 (148 amino acids)
Source: RefSeq, a predicted model, not a curated record